AUGCUUAAUCAAGGCCAUAGGGCUGCUAUGGCACUGUUUCUAGCAACCACAGAUGCUACCAUUGUCUCGACUAGUUUGCCAACCAUUGCUAGUGACUUGGCAGCAUCUCAGAGCCAAUAUACGUGGGUUGGCGUAGCCUAUAUGUUGACGCAGACAGCGUUUCAGCCGCUUUACGGAAAACUGUCGGAUUUAAUGGGACGUAAGAACAUCUUAUAUGGAAGCAUGUUGAUUUUCUCCAUCGGUUCAUUACUUUGCGGUGCAGCACACUCUAUUGAAGGCCUUAUUUUAGCCAGAGCCUUGGCUGGGAUUGGGGGCGGCGGAAUUGUCAGUUCAGUAUGGGUACUAACUUCAGAAAUUGUAGAACCAAGAAGUAGGGCCAAAUGGUCGCUGGCGCUCAGCGUGACCUGGAGUUGCUCAGCUAUUGCUGGCCCGCUUUUGGGUGGCUUAUUCACUGGUGCUUCUACCACAUUUAAUUGGAGAUGGGCCUUCUACUUGAAUCUUCCCGUUUGCUUUGUUGCUCUGGUUCUUAUCACAUCGUCACUUCGGAACAUCCGCUUCGGACGCGCUAAAUGUGCAUCGUGGCAUGCCUUGGCCCAGCGCUUUGAUUUCGUUGGGUUGUUGCUUUUUAUGGCUGGCACGGGGUGUCUCACAGUUGGCUUUAGUUUUGCCAUGGACGUCGGUUGGAAUUCACCUUCUACUCUGUCCUUCGUCAUAUCAGGACCCCUUGUCCUCGUCCUCGGUGGAUUUUAUGAGGUCCAUACCAAACGAGACGCUUUGUUCCCGCCCUCAGCUUUCAAGGAUCUUACAGUUGUGAUUAUCUUGGUCAUCACUUUUUUGCAUAACUUUGCAUUCAACGCUGGGACUUUUUACCUUGCUUUAUACUUUCAGGCCGUUUAUGGUUUAACACCGCUGGAUGCUGGCAUUCAGAUGUUGCCAUAUUCUCUUGGAUCCUCACUUGCCUCUAUGCCUGCCGCCUGGCUCAUUGGACAUCUUCAGAAGAAGACCGGUGAUACUAAUGGGCAAAAAUGGAUCAUCACCAUGGGACUCUUCAUUUCUUCCGUUGGAUUUGGUCUCCUCACCCUACUGGACGACAUGACCACGCCUGCUUUACAAAUCAUUCUUCCAUUGACAGCCGGUAUUGGAAUAGGAAUGCUGUUCCAUGCACCAUACCAAGUAUUUGCGAGAGCGCUAGAUCCCGCUACUUUGGCUACGGGCACGAGUGCCUUUUUCUUGGUACGGUUUACGGGUGCCACAAUUGGUCUGGCGGUAGCAGGUUUAGUCUAUAAUGAAACUCUCAUGCGUGGCAUGCCAGCGACCUACUGGAUCGAGUCAUCUCCCUCCAUUGAUUGGAGCUCAUUACAGUUUAUCGAACCGACAUCCCUUAGAUCAGAAGUACUGCACGCUGUAGCCGUUGCGAUCAAGAUGAUCUGGGUUGUCUGCACCCCACUUCUAGGCUUAGCAUUCCUGAUAUCCCUGUUUACGAAGCGGUUCUCGAUAGAAGAUGCGGACUGCAACUCACAAGAAAAGCAGUGCGCGAAAUCUCCAUGUUCAGUCUCGGGAUCUGAAGUGUAG
Messenger RNA from Pisolithus orientalis, 1572 nucleotides. Its product is annotated as amino acid permease ScVBA-like protein. Gene Ontology annotation, molecular function: transmembrane transporter activity. The record is from RefSeq and is a predicted model, not a curated record. NCBI's taxonomy places the organism in Eukaryota, Fungi, Basidiomycota, Agaricomycetes, Boletales, Pisolithaceae. The coding region runs from base 1 to 1572 and encodes 523 amino acids. The transcript has 14 exons. Gene Ontology annotation, cellular component: membrane. Gene Ontology annotation, biological process: transmembrane transport.